Penicillium vulpinum is the source of this 249-nucleotide messenger RNA. RefSeq lists its product as uncharacterized. The coding region runs from base 1 to 249 and encodes 82 amino acids. NCBI's taxonomy places the organism in Eukaryota, Fungi, Ascomycota, Eurotiomycetes, Eurotiales, Aspergillaceae. The record is from RefSeq and is a predicted model, not a curated record. The transcript has 2 exons.
AUGCGUGGCCGCCCACUCGUAAUCAUAGUGGGCCGUGCUCAAGCUAUAGCCUCAAAAAAUAUAGAGCUAAGCAGCUGUCACCAGCGAAUUAUCCACACACGACAAAAUAUAGAAAAAGGUCUUGGUAACAGGAAUAUUGAAACCUUUUUUUUAAAAAAAACCCCCAUAGACAAACUUUUUGGUUCUGUAGGCAGUCUUUAUCUCAAAAAUAUCUCCCACCCCAAUGAUAUGGACAACUACAUUCGCUAG